Molecule: messenger RNA, 3309 nt
Organism: Aureobasidium musti
Lineage: Eukaryota; Fungi; Ascomycota; Dothideomycetes; Dothideales; Saccotheciaceae
Source: the annotation of a GenBank genome assembly
AUGUCGCGACUGUUCAAGCGUGGCCGCACGCCGUCGGAUGCCUCGUCUCAUCAGCAGCGUCUGCCCUUCUCCAAUGACGAGCUCCAGCAGGAAGAUACCGAGAAUCAGGACACUGCUCCGCGCUCGACCACCCACAGAGCAAGAGCUCGCUCAAUAACGUCGGCCUCGGCUCUCUCGUCCUCGUACAAGACUCCCAGCAGGUCUUACAUCCACCAUGCUGCCCACGGCUUCCAAGGUGUGCGCGAACAGACGGCCGAACUCUCUUCCUCUUUCCUAGGCGACUCGGACGCUCGUAGAAAUUCUCAGCCUCUGAACCGUCAAUCCCAAGACUCGUCUACCCAUCGCAGAAGCUUCGACUCAGCUUCAUCUCCCAGGCAGUCGCUUGAAUUGGCUCACCACAGAAGGAGCGUUGAUUCGGAAAGAUCUUUGGCCGACGAUGAAAGGCCGCAGAAGGGACAGACCCGCCCGGAGGUCAUCCAGGAGCAAUCCGAGCCUGUCUCGCCCGAAGUUUCGUCCUCCAAUCUGUCCGACAUGCCAUGGCAACAGGGCGACGACCAGCUACGCCCACGACCUCGUCCUUACAGUGACGUACCGAGCCUGAUCAUCAGCGAAGCUGGCGAGGAUGACGCUGACGAGGAAACUCCUCUUNUUGGAAGACGCUCAUCGAGACGCGCAUCGGCCUACAAGACUUUGGACGGUGCUCAAGAUGGCGACGAGGACGAGGAAGACAUUGAGAGCCAACGCCUACCGCGAGUCAAGUCAUGGCAGAAGCUGCAGCACGCCUAUCCCUCCUUACGGAAAGUCGCGGCUGAUGGAUACCGCGUUGCGACACACCCCAAGGAGUGGGAUAUGCAGCAAGUUUUCAAGACGGUCGUUGUCAAACCCGCGCUGGUCAUGCCCUCGGUCUUUCUCGGUGUCCUUCUCAAUCUCCUGGAUGCCCUUUCCUACGGAAUUAUUCUUUUCCCUCUUGGUGAGGAAGUCUUUUCCAGCAUGGGUGCUGACGGUGUCUCAAUGUUCUACGUUAGUUGCAUCACUGCUCAAUUGACUUAUUCAAGCGGUAGCAUCUUCAGUGGAGGCGUUGGCUCCGAGAUGAUUGAGGUCGUGCCGUUCUUUCACAAAAUGACCUACAUGAUCAUGGCGCGUAUGGGAACCGGCAACCCUGACGCUCUGAGAGCCACCGUCAUCACUUCUUAUGCAAUGAGCUCUAUCCUUACCGGCCUCGUCUUCCUCAGUCUUGGUGCUGCCAAGUUGGGCACACUUGUCAACUUCUUCCCUCACAGCAUUCUUACUGGUUGUAUUGGAGGUGUUGGUAUUUUCUUGUUUGUCACUGGUAUUGAAGUCUCGGCANGAUUGGAUGGCAACCUCGAGUUCACUUCUGCUGUUCUUCACAAGCUCUUCCAAGCAGACACGAUCGUGCUCUGGUUGCCUCCUCUUCNNCUGGCCAUUCUUUUGUUGACUGUUAAGCAUUACUACGACAGACCAUGGCUUGUCCCUGCAUACUACAUUGCCAUUACUGCCAUCUUCUACAUUGUGGUCGCUGCAGUACCCGACCUUGGCAUGGAGAAACUGCGCCGUAAAGGCUGGGUCUUUGAUGCCCCACAAGCUGGUCUGCCAUUCUAUAAUUUCUACAGCCACUACAAGUUCCAUCUUGUGGACUGGAGCGCAAUCUGGAUGACUGUGCCUACCCAGUUCGCUCUUACUUUCUUCGGUAUCCUGCACGUUCCCAUCAACGUGCCCAAUCUGGCCAUCGUUGUGCAAGAAGACAAUGUCAGUGUCAACAGAGAACUGAUUAUGCACGGCAUCUCGAACACUUUGUCUGGUUGUGUUGGUAGCAUUCAGAACUACCUGGCUUUUGUCAACAGUGUACUCUUCAUUGAGACCGGAGGUAACAGUCGUCUUGCUGGUUACAUGUUGACUCUGGCCACUUUCGGUCUUCUUGUUGCUGGCCCUGUCGUCAUUGGCUAUGUGCCGGUCAUGGUUGUCGGUACCUUGAUCUAUAUGCUUGGUAUUGACCUUGCGCAAGAAGCCAUUUGGGCUACCUACGGAAGACUACACCGUCUGGAGUAUGCUACCAUUGUCAUCAUCUCGUUGGUCAUGGGUGCCUAUGACUUCGUUGUCGGUAUUGCUGUCGGUAUUGGUCUUGCUUGUCUAGUGUAUGUUGUGCAGACAUCACGCAAGACCGUCAUUCGCGCCGAAUUCUCUGGUGCCGUGGCCGAGUCGACUGUACGUCGUCAUCCUCGUCAACGUGAAUAUCUCCACAAAGUCGGUCCCCAGAUCCGCGUCGUCAAGCUAGGUGGUUAUCUCUUCUUCGGCAGUAUCGUCAAGGUUGAGAAANAGGUCAGAGCUCUGAUAGAAGCAGAGGCUUUCGCCGCAGAACCGAUUCGCUAUCUGAUUUUGGACUUCUCUCAUGUUGCCGGUAUCGACUUUUCCGCAGCUGAGGCCUUCAACCGAAUGAACCGUAUUCUACACCGUCGCGAUGUGACGCUGGCUCUAGCAGGUGUAAGCCUGGAUGGUGAGAUUGGCAGGAGUCUCCAGAUGGUUGGUCUUUUCGAAGACCCCGUAGAGGAUUCCACCAUCCCACCUCCAAAAGUUUUUGAGGACCUUAAUGGUGCGCUUGAAGCUUGCGAGAACGAGAUGUUGGUAAUUCUAUCCGACAAACAGCGUAUCGAGGCUUUGAACCAGCAANAGGAGGCUUCCGCUGAAAGCAUUGACAUUCCUUCAAACUUAACCAUCCAGACACCUGCGUCGAUUGACAUGAACGUUGGGUCACCUCGACGUAACUUCCUGCACCAGGCUGCCACGACAACGCUAGCAUCUAGCCAUGGACCAAAUGGUGACAGCAACCGCUGGAAGCACUUUAAGCAGCCGCUACCACUCAUUUUGCAAUCUUUCCAGGGUCUCACAACACGCAACGAAGACUUCUGGUUCCGCGCCGUGUCUUACUUCGAACCUCGCAGCUACCCUGCAGGCAAAAUUCUGUACUCGCGCGGCGACCAGCCUGAUGGCUUCUACCUUCUCCAAUCCGGCAUACUACGCGCAGAGUACGAUCUCGAUCAAGGAAGUUACCACGAAAGCAUCGUCUCCGGCACGACAUGUGGCGAGCUACCUUUCUUCUCUGAAACCGCACGGACGAGCACCGUCAUGGCGGAAAUGGACUGCGUUGCUUGGCUACUGACACNNUUGGAAGCCUGGGAGAGAAUGCAAGAGAAAGAGCCAGAAGUGGCCAAGGAGAUUUUGAAGGUUGGAAUGAAGUUGAGUGCUGAGAGGAUGAAUGCCAUUACCUCAUAUGUCCUUAUCACGGCCAGUUGA